Solanum tuberosum (potato) is the source of this 1083-nucleotide messenger RNA. Its product is annotated as calcium uniporter protein 2, mitochondrial-like. Gene Ontology annotation, molecular function: calcium channel activity; uniporter activity. The record is from RefSeq and is a predicted model, not a curated record. Lineage: Eukaryota; Viridiplantae; Streptophyta; Magnoliopsida; Solanales; Solanaceae. Gene Ontology annotation, biological process: calcium import into the mitochondrion; mitochondrial calcium ion homeostasis. Gene Ontology annotation, cellular component: uniplex complex. The transcript has 2 exons. The coding region runs from base 17 to 985 and encodes 322 amino acids.
ACUAAACCAAAAAAAAAUGGCGUUCAAGAAAACAUUACCCCAACGUAUUUUUAGUGCAUACAAAUUUAGUGCUCCAUCUCUAACAACAUGCCGUAUUGCUUCAUCAACCUUGGUGGAGGCAAAAUCUUUUAGUUAUGAUAAAAUUACAACGACCUCGGAUCCCCGGCGAUUCCUUCACCAAUCAUUGGCAUCCUCGCUGGAGAUCCAAAGGUCACUAAUCCCCACGGGAGAAAAACUCCGCGAGAUAUUACAUGAGAUGGACGUUAUUACAAGAGAUAGGAUGAGAUUAAUUAAUGGAACACUCUUGCCUCCACGGACCCCACCGAGACCGGAGUCUGUAGAGGAUGCGAGAAAGAUUUUAAGAUUGACACAACUUGAGACGUUGAAAUCGAGGAUAAAGAAAAUCGAAAAGAGUUGGAUUUUGUUUGCUGAAUUUAUUGAAAUUUGUAAGGAAACAUGUUUGGAUAAUGAUCAAGGCAUGGAAUUUGCUAAGAAGCUUGACGAUUCGGGUGAUGUUAUUGUUUUGGGAAACGUUGUUUUUCUCCGGCCUAAUCAGGUGGUUCAAGCCAUGCAAGAACUAAUGCCAAUGCACAACCCAAAUCAUGAGAAAGAAAGAAUGAAGGAGCUUGAAGAAAUGGAGGAGGAAAAAACAUCAAUUGACAAGAAGGCAGAAUUAUUAGUACGUAAAGAAAUGUGGUUUGGACUUGGAUGUUUGGUAAUUCAGACAACAGCUUUCAUGAGGUUCACUUUUUGGGACUUAACAUGGGAUGUUAUGGAACCAAUUUGUUUCUACCUCACAUCAGCAUAUUUCAUGGCUACUUAUUUUUUCUUUCUUAAGACAUCCAAAGAGCCUUCUUUUCAAGGCUUCUUCCAGGCACGUUUUAGUACAAAGCAAAAACGACUUAUGAAACUUCAUAAUUUCGAUCUUCAGAGGUAUAAUGAGCUCCGGAGAGCUCACUAUCCUCAAUCAUCGAUUGCCAAUUAAUUGGUAAUGAAGGUACCUGAAUCUCUUAUGAGGUAGGGAUGGAAAUUAAAAUAGAAGAUGGAAGGAAGAUACUUCAAUGUUUUACGAAAAAUAUAUGU